AUGAGGAGCCAAAUAAAAACGGAUAAGAUUGAGGCGGAGCGAGCCCGAUGGGUCGCCGCUCUCAACGACAGCGACGUCUGUCGUCUCGCCUCUUCUUUCCGGGGCGGCGACCCGUGCACUAUCUUCCGGCCGCGCCAGCAUGGCGCUUUCAAUGUCUGCUUCUUCGUCGAGUUCAAGUCGCCUUGGCAAUGCUGGGUCGUCCGGUUUCCCAUUCCCAUCACCCUCUCCAAGGCCGUGUUGGACGAGAAGACGGAAGUCGAAGUGACCACCAUGCGAUACGUGUCGGCCAAAACCACCAUUCCCGUGCCCAAGGUGCACGCCUAUGCAUUCUCAGACUCUGCGCCGAACGGGCUGCCCUAUAUCAUCAUGGACUAUGUCGACGGCCGAAGCCUCAAGGACCUUGGAUUCAAGUCUGGCACCGAAACCUGGGGCUCCCUCAUCUUCGCCGGACGUCAAACCGCUGCCGCAAAGCACCUCCAUCGACAGCUCGCCGACGUCUACAUCCAGUUACGCCAACUCGAAUUUCCCCGGAUUGGUGCCUUGGGCUUGCCUUCGCGUGAAGUGUCAGCCUUGACUUGCGACCUUGACCAGAUCGGCGUUUACAACCGGCCGCUCUCGAUUGACAUGGCUCUGCAGGACCUCGACGGCUUGCAGCCCGAUGACAUCUUUCCGCCCCGGGAGACCCUGUCCACAGCCAUCGAGUUCGCUGACGGCUUGCUGCGGCUAGCCCACAGCAAGCUCGACAAAGAGCCGGACCAGGGCAUGGAUGAGGUCGAGCCUGCAUCUGUUCUGUAUGUCGCCCACCAUUUCGAACGCUUCGUCCGGGACGAGUGGCUGGACAGGUCGGCCGACCGAGGGCCAUUUGUCUUGAGUAUGUCAAUCCCCACCUGUGUGCUCUGCACUGUUUUCGGCAAAGCAAAACACAGACCCGCUCGAGCUUGA
This is a messenger RNA of Thermothielavioides terrestris NRRL 8126, 942 nucleotides long. RefSeq lists its product as uncharacterized. NCBI's taxonomy places the organism in Eukaryota, Fungi, Ascomycota, Sordariomycetes, Sordariales, Chaetomiaceae. The record is from RefSeq and is a predicted model, not a curated record. The transcript has 2 exons. The coding region runs from base 1 to 942 and encodes 313 amino acids.